Gambusia affinis (western mosquitofish) is the source of this 2484-nucleotide messenger RNA. RefSeq names its product cartilage acidic protein 1a (gene crtac1a). Gene Ontology annotation, biological process: axonal fasciculation. Lineage: Eukaryota; Metazoa; Chordata; Actinopteri; Cyprinodontiformes; Poeciliidae. The record is from RefSeq and is a predicted model, not a curated record. The transcript is spliced from 14 exons. The coding region runs from base 158 to 1912 and encodes 584 amino acids.
UUAAACGUUACACAAGAUGUUUCAUAAAUGCUUAAUGUUGCAGUUGUGUAAGGUGCAUAUCGCUGAACACAUUUGAUGAAACUCUGAGUUGUGAACAUACAGCUCACUGCAGGGGGAUUACAUUUGUGCAUCUCUAUUCACUGACGCGGUUUUAGUGAUGUUGGGUUCAGGAGUGCUGCUCCUCCUGCUCAUGGUGUGGCAUCGGUCCGAUGGCCAGAACUCUGAGCCUAUGUUCCAGGUAGUAACACAGACCAUGCUGCCACCUGACAGCGUGCACAACCCCACACAGCUCAACUAUGGCAUGGCUGUGACGGACGUGGACGGUGAUGGAGACCUAGAAGUGGUUGUUGCCGGAUACAACGGUCCGAAUCUGGUGCUGAAGUACGACCGCACCCAAAAUAAGCUGGUAAACAUCGCCCUCGACAACAGAGAUUCCCCAUAUUAUGCACUUAGGGACAGGGCAGGAAAUGCUAUUGGAGUGACUGCCUGCGAUGUGGACGGAGAUGGACGUGAAGAGAUCUAUUUCCUCAACACCAACAACGCCUACUCUGGACAGGCUACGUAUUCAGACAAGCUUUUCAAGUUUCGCAACGGUCGCUAUGAAGAUCUGCUCAGCGAUGAACUCAACGUCCGCCGGGGUGUCGCCAAUCAAAUGGCUGGACGUUCAGUUGCUUGUGUCGACAGAAAGGGAACAGGUCGGUACUCCAUUUACGUGGCGAACUACGCCCGAGGAAGGGUCGGUCCACACGCCCUCUUAGAAAUGGACGAGAGUGCCAGUGACGUCUCCAAGGGAGUCAUUGCCCUCUCCGACGUCGCUGCUCAGGCUGGAGUCAACAAAUUCACAGGUGGGCGCGGUGUGGUUGUUGGGCCAAUCCUCAACCACAUGAGGUCUGACGUGUUCUGCGACAAUGAGAACGGUGCCAACUUCCUGUUCAAGAACAAUGGAGAUGGGACUUUUGUGGACAUGGCCCAACAGGCGGGUGUGGAGGACCGGGCCCAGCAUGGCAGGGGAGUAGCUCUGGCUGACUUCAACGGUGACGGAAAGACAGACAUCGUCUACGGCAACUGGAAUGGCCCACACAGACUCUACCUUCAGACUAGCGACUUCAGGUUCCGCGAUGUUGCCAGUAGAGAUUUUGCUUCUCCGUCCCCUAUCCGCACCGUCAUCGCUGCAGACUUCGAUAAUGACAAGGAGCUGGAGGUGUUCUUUAACAACAUUGCCUACAGAGGAGAUGCACCAAACAGACUGUUCAGGGUGUCAAGAAGAGUUAAUGCAGACCCUUCGAUCGAUGAGCUUAACGUGGGAGAUGCUGCCGAGCCGCAGGGGCGAGGAACAGGUGGAACUGUGACGGACCUGGAUGGGGACGGACAGCUGGACCUGCUGCUGGCUCAUGGGGAGAGCGCCCAGCAGCCAAUCUCAGUCUUUAAGGUCAAACAGGGAGCGUCCAACAACUGGCUGCGGGUCAUUCCUCGGACCCAGUUUGGGGCGUUUGCUCGUGGUGCCAAGGUUACAGUCUUCACCGCUCAGAGUGGGUCUCUCACACGCAUCAUCGACGGAGGCUCAGGGUACCUGUGUGAGAUGGAGCCUGUCGCCCACUUUGGAUUAGGAACAGACGAGGCGAAAGUGCUGGAGGUCUCCUGGCCAGACGGCACCACCAUGACUCGGGUUGUUGAGGCUGGAGAAAGGAGCUCUGUGGUGGAAGUAGCCUACCCCACAGACGGAGACGUAUCUGUGCUUGCCAAUGACACGCAGUGUGGGAACAGCUUUACUGUCAGGAAUGGGCGUUGUGAAGCCUUAGCAUCUUUUCACUAUGGCCUCCGUUCUUCAGUGGCCUCCUUUGAAGCGUCCCGUUGUGACACAUUUUCACUCUUGUGUGUCACGGUGCUGUUUGCGCUGGCAGAUCUGAGGUGAGAGUUUGUCUGCAGAGAACUGACAAACAUAGCUUUCGUCAAGCUCAGCACGCCGGGACCAAAGAGCAUCUGAAGAGACUGAAAAGGCUCACAGUCGAUGCCAUCCUGCUGCCCGGGUGUUACCGCUUUGUUUGGGCUGAAAUGACUGCAUGCGGAAACUGUGAUCUGUUCUGUCCUGGAGGUUUUGGUGCUGUGUAACAAGUGAUGGGAGACAUAAAUGCACACAGUGAACUUUGCAUCAACGGUUUGCCACAAGUUGAAAGUAUCAAAGCAUGUAAUGAGGGUAAAUCAAUAUUUAAAGAUGCCCAUCACCAGAUCAAAGGCUCAAUAUAGCUAAUUAAUAAUAAUGCUUUCAGUUCUUUACAUUUGUCACUAAUCUACUCAUUAUGAAAGUGUUUUUUUCACCUGAUUAAUGCGAGAAAAUGUGCCUGCAAAAAUGCAAUGGGGAUUUGGGGGGGGGCCUUUUAUUUUUAUUACCUUUUUAGAACCUUUUAUUUUUCUUCUGAUACGUGUUUGUUUUGUCUCCCUUUUUACUAAGGACGUUUCUUGUGUCUGAAAUAAAGAUUGACUGAA